UUGGGGCCCGCCCCACCGGCGGCAGCCCUCCAGCGCCUUGUCUUCUUCUCUCCCGCGCGACCCCAGCGGCUCGUAGUGGCGCAACAGGGACGCAGGCACGUAGCUGCCCAGGGCAUCUCGCCUCGGACACCUCGCCCGGCCAAGCUCUCGCCCAGCCGCCCGGGUCACAAGUGCUUCCGGGUGAGAGGGUCACCGACCCCGUGGCCCCGCCCCUUCUUCACCGCCUCCGCCCGCAGCUCGGGCUGCGGCUUAUCCAGGGGUCUGGUUCCCGCUGUCCCGGCCUUGGCGCUCGGGACUCACCGGCGUGACUGGCUGGCUCGUCGCCGACGCUGGGAGCCACCACAUCCUUUCGGCCCGCCUGGCUGGGGAACUCGGGCCGAGGCCGGCCACAGCGCCGCUCGCCCUUCGCCUCUCUCCGGCGAGAGCUCAGCGGGCCAGCCGCGCUCCGGCCCUUCCCGGGCGGCGCCACAGUCCGCCCCGAGACAGAUGUGGGAAGAUAAAUGAAGGAGUCUAGAAGCAAGAUAAAUGUCAGGGGAAAGGAGAGCUACCAUCACUAAGGCCUGAACAUAAAGUGAAGUUACUUUCAUAUUUAAAAGACUGUUAAGAACACAAGAUGGGGACUCCUGGUUCUGGAAGGAAAAGAACACCUGUGAAAGAUCGAUUUUCUGCAGAAGAUGAAGCUUUGAGUAACAUUGCCAGAGAGGCAGAGGCAAGACUGGCAGCAAAACGUGCUGCUCGGGCAGAAGCAAGAGAUAUACGCAUGAGAGAACUGGAACGACAACAAAAAGAGCACUCUCAUCAUUCCUUUGACCGGAAAUGGGGACAGAUUCACAAGUGGCUGGAAGAUUCAGAAAGGGCCAGGUAUUCCCACCGGUCCAGUCAUCAUCGUCCUUAUCUGGAAGUUGAGAAUACAUUGUCCCUUCAAAGUCUUGGAACUCACAGGAAUCAUUCUCAUAGUCAGUCUUAUGGAAUAAAGAAGAGAUCUUCUGCUUCUCAUAAAGAUCCACUGAGUGGCCUCUACUUUGAUAAGAGGAACUAUAGCAGUCUUAGACAUAGCAAACCUACCUCUGCAUACUGCAUUCGGCAGUCUUCUUCCUUCUACAGUGACUCUUUGGCAAUAUCUAAGAGCAACAGGGUUUCUUCUACUGCAAAUUCUGGUCUGCUGAGAAGUACUAGUCUGACCUUAUUAUACAGUGGUUCCAGAUUAUAUAACCCCUAUGGUUCUCAAACUCCAUCUGAAUACAGUUAUUACUCAUCAAGAACAAGUUCAGCCCGAAGCAGUCCUGUGUUUAUCAACGAUGACAACAUGAGUAUUGUGUCUUCUGAUCAUGCCAGUCACGGGCGCAGGGAGAGUGUGGUUUCUGCUGCUGAUUAUUUUAGUCGCACCAGUCGUAGGGGAAGCAUUGUCUCUGACGUGAAUGAUGUCAGUAUCCCAGAUUUGACCAAUGUGAGUGUGAAAUAUUUAUUUGAACAUACACAAAACUACACACGUCCUUCAUCUCGAAAUUCUGCUUCAGCAACAACUCCUCUGAGUGGAAACUCAUCCAGAAGAGGAAGUGGGGACACCAGCAGCUUAAUAGAUCCAGAUACCUCAUUAAGUGAAUUGCGGGAUAUCUAUGACCUUAAGGACCAGAUACAGGAUGUAGAAGGGAGAUACAUGCAGGGACUUAAGGAACUAAAGGAGUCUUUGUCUGAAGUGGAAGAGAAAUACAAGAAAGCCAUGGUUUCUAAUGCACAAUUAGACAAUGAGAAGAACAACUUGAUAUACCAGGUAGAUACCCUCAAGGAUGUAAUUGAAGAACAGGAGGAGCAGAUGGCAGAAUUUUAUAGAGAAAAUGAAGAAAAAUCAAAGGAGUUGGAAAGGCAGAAACAUAUGUGUAGUGUGCUGCAGCAUAAGAUGGAUGAACUUAAAGAAGGCCUUCGGCAAAGAGAUGAGCUUAUUGAGGAGAAUCAGCGUAUGCAGCAGAAAAUAGACACCAUGACAAAAGAGGUGUUUGACCUCCAGGAGACACUUCUUUGGAAAGAUAAAAAAAUUGGGGCUCUAGAGAAACAGAAAGAAUACAUUGCCUGCCUUAGGAAUGAGCGAGAUAUGCUCAGAGAGGAACUGGCUGAUCUGCAGGAGACAGUGAAGACAGGAGAGAAACAUGGCUUAGUUAUAAUCCCUGAUGGCACUCCCAAUGGUGAUGUCAAUCAUGAACCAGUGGUUGGAGCCAUUACUGUUGUGUCUCAGGAAGCUGCUCAGGUCUUGGAGUCAGCAGGAGAAGGGCCACUAGAUGUAAGGCUACGAAAACUUGCUGGAGAAAAGGAAGAGCUAUUAUCACAGAUUAGAAAACUGAAGCUGCAGCUAGAAGAAGAACGACAAAAGUGCUCCAGGAAUGAUGGCACAGCAGGUGACCUGGCAGGACUGCAGAAUGGCUCAGACUUGCAGUUCAUUGAAAUGCAGAGAGAUGCCAACAGGCAAAUAAGCGAAUACAAAUUUAAGCUUUCAAAAGCAGAACAGGAUAUAACUACCUUGGAGCAAAGUAUUAGCCGGCUUGAGGGACAGGUGCUGAGAUAUAAAACUGCUGCUGAGAAUGCAGAGAAAGUUGAAGAUGAACUGAAAGCAGAAAAGAGGAAGCUACAACGAGAGUUAAGAACAGCACUGGACAAGAUUGAAGAGAUGGAAAUGACCAAUAGCCACCUAGCCAAGCGGCUGGAGAAGAUGAAGGCCAAUAGGACAGCACUUCUGGCCCAGCAGUAGGGAGGUCGCCGUUUGGCCUGUGUGCAGCUCCGUGGGGCCUCGCUCAGUGGGACUGACCUUUUGUAUAUUAACACAAACCCAUUUCAGUACUGUUUGAGUUUUGUCAUUAAAACAGGCACCUUUGUAUUUUAUAAUUUAUGAGAAUGAAGCAGGUUUGAAUCUUCAUGAAUGAACACUUUGUAUUUUGUUUGUAGUUUUAUUCUAGACUAAGAACUGGUCCAUGCUGUUUUUAUUUUUAAUUUCCGUAAUUUUAGAAUCAAGUUUACUCAGCAUUUUUCCCCCAGAUGCCUCAGUGAUUGGGCACUCGGAGGCCUUGGCUGGGGUCUGGAGAACAGCAAUUCUGAGUGCUCACUGAGACACUUGCUGGAGACCUCAGAAAACACAAGUGCCUUCUGCACAGUGCGGUGCAGACUUCAGUGACCUCCAGUGGGCAACAGACAUUUACCCUUCCUAUCAGCAUUUAUAUUUUAGUGAAGAAAACAACUUCACAGGUUGAGAAUCUGCAUUUCACUCAAAUUUGUUUGGCGAGAAAAAAACCUUGUUUUGUAAAAUAUUUAAAUUUAUAUAAGAAAAUGUUAGAAUACAUGGGCAGUGUAUAUAAAACUUGCUUCACUGCAUGGGGCAGGGAAGUCCAAGACUUUUUACUCUUAAAGCAAGAGUCGGGUCCUUAGUCUUCCAUAUCCACUGUGCUGUACCUUGUAAAGUAUUUUCAUCUGCUGCUUAUUUGUGAAAUGAAACCUCAGACAUCUUACGGCCCUAAGGUGGAGGGAGGGGCAGGGCAGGCAGGUAGGAAAUCUGCCUGAAGAUUCUAUUAAACACACUUUUGCCAACCA
This is a messenger RNA of Heterocephalus glaber (naked mole-rat), 3573 nucleotides long. Lineage: Eukaryota; Metazoa; Chordata; Mammalia; Rodentia; Bathyergidae. The record is from RefSeq and is a predicted model, not a curated record.